Messenger RNA from Necator americanus (New World hookworm), 957 nucleotides. RefSeq lists its product as uncharacterized. Gene Ontology annotation, molecular function: protein serine/threonine kinase activity; ATP binding. Gene Ontology annotation, biological process: peptidyl-serine phosphorylation; intracellular signal transduction. The coding region runs from base 1 to 957 and encodes 318 amino acids. Lineage: Eukaryota; Metazoa; Nematoda; Chromadorea; Rhabditida; Ancylostomatidae. The transcript has 9 exons. The record is from RefSeq and is a predicted model, not a curated record.
AUGGACCUUAAUCCUGUACCAAAUAGUAUAUCUUCUGCUACAAAUGGAGAGGCAGGAGAUAUUCGAAGCCGAUGUUUAGCAGAUUAUGAAGUAAAACGAGAAAUCGGCCAGGGGUCUUUCAGUAUUGUUUACGCUGCCGUAGAAAAAGCUGAUCCUCAUCGGGAUGUUGCAAUCAAAAUGUGCUUUAAGAAACAGAUUUUGAAGGAGAAAAGAGUAGCAUCGGUUCAUCGUGAAAAGAGCGUUCUUGCUCGGUUGUCUUCCCAAGAACACGAUCAUCCUUUCAUAGUCACCUUGUAUGCUACAUUUCAAGAUUGGGAUCAUCUAUACUUCGUCUUAUCCUAUGCAAAAUAUGGGGAUCUCCUUCAUAUCAUGCUAAAGAGACCGGAGAAACGUUUCACCGUUGACGACUCUCGUUUCUAUGCUGCGGAGAUCUUUUCAGGCCUUCAACAUAUACAUUCUCUCUCCUAUGUACAUAGAGACGUAAAACCUGAAAACUGCCUUGUUGCUGCCACUGGGCAUGUCAUGAUCUCAGAUUUCGGAAGUGUCAAGGAUCUUUCUGUGAAGGAGGAGAAACAAUUCGAGGAAAAAGCUGGAAUGCGAGUCAGAAGAAGUUCUUUCGUGGGUACUGCCCAAUAUGUCAGCCCAGAGGUUUUGGAAGGUGCAGAGGUAUCGGCAGCGACUGAUUUAUGGUCGCUUGGCGUUGUCAUCUACCAGUUUAUUACAGGAAAACACGCAUUCCAUGACGAGUCGGAGUAUUUGAUUUACCGACGUAUUCAAAAAUUGCUGUUUUCCUAUCCCCCGGACUUUCCUCAAUCUGCAAAAGACUGCGUGGAUCGCCUUUUGGUCAUCAAGCCAGAACAUCGCAUUAGACCAGAUGCGCUUCGAGAUCACGAUUUCUUCAUUGGCAUCGAUUGGGGUAACCUGAAGAAUAGCAAACCACCUUCUAUCCCUGAAUAA